UAGGAUAGGGUGCAUAAAUUUUAUCAAAUCUUUCUUAAUAACAACACAAGUAAAUCAUAUAAAACAUCAUUAUUUAACACGAUUUCUAGUUCCUGUUGCAUGAAUGUAAUUGCUGGGGAACAGCUGGAGAAAUGGACAGAAGAAAAGUUUUGCAAAAUGAAGAAAAUAACACAUCAAACCGUGACAACUCAUCUUUAAACUUAGGGACAUCAAGUCCUGAUUUAACCAGAAUGAUGACACCAACAUUAUCAGAUGAUAAAACAGACACACUGAGCACAGACAUUAGUUUAGACUUCUCUUGUACAGAGAUGUCAAAAUUUGAGACCGAUUCUAUGUUAAAUGCAACUUUUAAUCCUGAUCGGGAUAUAGACAGAAGCCCUGAUACAGCUUGUCUACAACUUCAGUCUCCUUCUCCUUUAGAUUUAUCAAUCACCACAUCAUUUGAAAAUUCUUUAUCAGACUGUGGGGUGUCGUGUUUUGAUUCUGAAAGUGGAGGAAAAAAUGCCUAUUCAUUUAGCAGCAAUGUAAAUUCAACUGAAUCAGAUACUUUUGUGAAUUUAGAUGAAGCAUUAACAAUUGAUACUUUGUCUAAACCAGAUUUAUCAAAGGUUGUUCCUUCAACAUCUGUUGGGAUCACCCAUCCGCCAGUUAUUUUAGGAAGUAUAGGUGCAGCUAAUUUUGUGACAGCUGUUUUGAAUAAAAAUAUGAACACUUCAGAAUCGCAAGUACCAGUUAUAAACAAUAUGAUUAUUCCACCUACUUCUUUAUCUUUGACAACUCCAGGAAUUUUAGUUCUGAAUCCAUGUGCAUUAUCUAGUGGCUUAGUUAAUCUUUUUCCAUCAAAUAGCAAUAAUAAUAGUGUGGACUUGGCAAGUAAUAAUAAACAUCACGAUAACACUUCUGCCUCUAUUAUUGAUAUGUGUCCAGGACCUAUCAAAUCCAUUCUAUCUUUUCUGACAACAAAACCUCAAAGUACAAAAACAAGUGUCUUUACCGCUUCGUUUGAUCAAAGCAAUACAUUUAUUUCCCAAGAUGCAUCCCCUUCAGGGUUGAUUUCAACAUCAAAAUUGACAGAAAACUGUACAAAAUUACCUGACAUUUCUGAAGUAUGUAUUCUGCCACUCGAAUCUGAACAUUUGACUAUAACAGACGCUGAAUCUGAAUCCGAUAAUAAAAUGGAAAAUCAUGAAACCAAUUUAAUAGUAGAAAAAAACAGUGAAUAUAUCCACGAAGACAACGGUGUCUCUCCUGCUAAAAAACCAAUGUUGAUUAAAACUAGUGUAAUUGAUGUAUCAGAUAUUAAGGAUACUGAAAUGGAAUCAGAUGAUGACUGUACCGAUAUUUUAAACUGUGACAAUAUAUGUGAUGAAGUAGACGGUAAUGUGAUCACAGCUGACAAAACAGAUGAAGUUGUCAGUGAAGCAAGCAUCAAAGUUAAUAAGAUGUUAACACGCCAAUCAAACAUUCAAAAUGAAAGUUUGGAAAUAUCUGAUAAACAAAGCACUUCAAAAUCUGAAUCUGAAAAUAUUUCAGAGGAGCAAAUCAAUUCUAAAGAAGUGUCAGAACCAGAGAUACAAAAUGUAACCAAAAAAAAGAGAACAAGAUAUAAUAAUUCUGAGAGAAAAAUUAAGAAAUCUGUUAAUUUAAAGUGUGAUUUAUGCAGUGCUACAUUUUCUAAAACUGGUAAUUACCAUAGGCACAGAAAGAUACAUACCAUUGCAACUGAGGGAGAAGAUUGUCGUUUCGCUUGUAGUCAGUGUGAUCGUAAAUUUUUACAGAAAUGUGAUUUAAAACGUCACAUGUUGAUACAUAUGAAAAAAGAACCAUUUCGCUGCGAAGUUUGUGAUAAAGGUUAUAUUCGACAGUCAGAUUUGAAAGUUCAUAUCAGAUUUCACACAAGAGAAAGAACUCAUGCCUGUGAUACUUGUGAUAAAAAAUUCUUCCAAUCAGGUGAUUUAAAUCGUCAUAAACGUCGUGUUCAUGAUGAAUCGGCUGGACUAGUUUGCGGUCAUUGUAAAAGGAGCUAUGCCAAGGAGACAACGCUUAUUCGUCACAUGCAAGACAACCAUAGAAAUCUUAUAUUGAAGUGUUUGAAUGACCGAGUAAAAACUUGAGAAAGAGAACUAUUGCUAAUAUGAAGAGGUGAUGAAUGUGAUAUGUAAGGGAGAUAACUCCAUAAUUACAACACUAGAAUUUAGGAACUAGACCACCCAAAAUAUUCACCUCACUGGCUGUGAAGCAGUUUCUCCAAUUUAUGUUCUGCCCACCCCUCCUUUGCAUGGCAAUUUUUGUUAAGUUUUUGGUGAAGAAUUGAAGAAAAGGGUUUGGAUUUACAUUGCUACCAGGUUAGGGUUGGUUAAUAUUCAUAUUUUGACACAGAAGAAUAAGAGUUAAGAGGUUGGUUAUGUUAAAAUGGAUGACAGACACUUACAUGUUACAUCUCAAGAGUUCCAUGGGCAACAUGUCACAUGAUUUUGGGCAAGAUGUUGCCACAUGUUGCUCCAAUGAUGAAGUCUAUGGAGAUAUGUGGCUAAAGAUCAAAUAUAUUAACAUUACCUACCUUAAACCACCAAGAGGGCACAUUUGUGUAACAUUUUGAAUAUUAAUAGGUUAAAAAACAAAAUAUAUACUUGAGCUGGGGCUGCUGAUUACAUUUGUUGCUGUGUUUGCAAAUUUAGAAGGUAUAAUGUGUUUAAGUUAGUUGUGUGUAUCUUGCGGCUAAUAUUUUAGAUUUGCCAAACCCAUUUGUGAAUCCAUAUGCUAAAAUGUACUGAAAUUGAAUAUUUAACAUUUGAUAAUCUCCAGUCUUGGAUUUAAUUUGAUUGAAAAGAGGCCAAUCAAAAGACUUUAUACAUCACUAAGGAUUCAACUUUCACAAUAAUGUAGUUUGUAAGGUAUUCCAUAUCCCUCAAAGGACAUCUUCACCUUUAAGAGUUUGUGUUCAAGUGACACAAAGGGGAUUAAAUAUAUAUGAAUGUACAUGUGUUUUAUUGGCUGGAACCAGUUUUUAUUAUUCAAGAAUAUAUAUGUAAAAUCCCAUUGCAUGGUUUUAGUGCAAGCAGAACAUUCUGUUUUAAAUCACGAUUGAAUCCAAGCUGCGAGAUUGUCUAGCCUGAUCAAAUGAUCAAUCCAAGUACACAUUAACAUGGAUUAAGCCAUGAGAAAUUUGAUAUUUUAGCAUACAAUGCAAAUGUAGCAUCGGUACUGAACAAAUUGUCAUUACAGUUUUUUCUUUAAUAGAAAUGUAAAUAUUUAGAAAUGUAGUAUAAUUUCUGUGAUAAGUGAUAGAAUUUUAAUUAACUUUUUAUAUUAAGGUUCUGAAGAUAUUUAGAUUUAAAUUAUUGGACAAAAUUUAUGAAAUAUAUAAAUUUAUAUCCAGGGUGAAUUGAUCUUCAUCGGCCGGAAUACUCAUUUAAUUCAUUUUUCUACACAUUGUUUAGACGACACGUUUAAGUGUUAUUUAUAACCAGUAAAAUAUGUCAUCACCACUGCCGUGACUGGCAUGAUUAAAAUUACAGUUUAUCUUCAGAUUGUUUCAAUGGCAUUUAGUAAUUGAACGUGAAUAUACAGAUCACAAUUCUAUGGAAUACAAUUACUGCUUAUUACUGAGCGACGUUUCGACUAGGCUUCUCUAGUCAUUAUCAAGCAAUGAUAAAAUAUAGCAAGACAAUAUAUACAUGUAAAAAUAGAUACUUGGUUAAUGCUGACCAACCAGAGACACCUUUUAACUAUACCUGCAUUGAAUUUACAUUCAUGUACAUAUUUUCCUUCUGUUUUUUAUUUGAUCGAUGAUUUUGACUGCCACAUCUCCAUACUGAUGUAUAUCUUCAGUAUUAAAGAUUGUCACCUAAGCUCCAGGAUGUGAAAUUAUCUUUGAAUCUGAGCCCAGAGGUUAAUAUACUGUACAUGUACAUUUAUCAAUCAGUAAGCUGUCUUUUUGUUAUUACUAAAUAGUAAUAUGAUUUCUUUCAGUUUAGAUUACCAUUAAUUCACAUCUAACCUCACUGUCUAGAAUCAGGAACCAUGAAACUUUCUAUCUGUAUACAUAGUUGAAAAAAACAUCUAGAGGUGAUUUGAUGGUUUGUAGUAAUCAUGUCAGAAAUCGGUGUCGAUAAAUUCAUUGAUUAGGGUAAUCAAUUUGAAUUAGAUGGACGUUAAAGAUGAAAAUUUGAUUGAAUCCAAAUCACUUUGGCUAAUCAGUGGUCGAUAAAAAGCCUUUAAUCAUAUUGAUAUAUAUGUUAAACCAAUGUUUUAAAGAUGCAUUAUGUAAGAUUUAGAUAAAGCGUUGGUCGUUCUCACUAUAAUAGUUCAAAAAUAAAUAAUGAAAAAUAAAUAUAUGUAUUGAAUAUUUCAAUCAAAUUACUUUAUUCUAUGCGAAAUUAUGUGUGUUUGAAGUUUUAAGCAAAUGUAGUGUAGAUGGUAACAACUUUAUUCUAUGCGAGUGUUGUAAAUUUUAAGCAAAUGUAGUGUCGAUUUUUUAUUAUCGUAGCAACCGUACUUGAUAGUCGAAAUUAAGUCACGAUUAUCUUUUUUGUAUCCUUAACUAUCUUAAAUGGCUACAGUGUUCUGAUCUACUGAAAGUCUGAACCCAGAGUGUUGAUUAUGGGCUGUCAUGUUAAUAAAUGUUUAAAAAAUAAUUUAUAUAACAUUUGAAGCCAGAAAAAAUAACUGCUGUAGGCAGAAUUAGCUCUUACUUAAAGAUAAUGCAUCUUUAAUUAAAUAAACUGUAUUGUUUUGGAUAUAAUGUACAUGUAGGCCACCUUGCCAGGGAAAUAUAUAUGAAUGAUAUAUUUUGUGUUCGAUAAUUAUGUAUUAUGUACUUGUUAGUUUAUAGUAUUUACUACAUAUUGUUAUAUAUUUGUUAUUGUUUAUUAUAUAUUAAA
Messenger RNA from Patella vulgata (common limpet), 4883 nucleotides. Its product is annotated as zinc finger protein 37. NCBI's taxonomy places the organism in Eukaryota, Metazoa, Mollusca, Gastropoda, Patellidae. Gene Ontology annotation, cellular component: nucleus. The transcript has 5 exons. The coding region runs from base 132 to 2114 and encodes 660 amino acids. The record is from RefSeq and is a predicted model, not a curated record.